Molecule: messenger RNA, 2816 nt
Organism: Penaeus vannamei (Pacific white shrimp)
Lineage: Eukaryota; Metazoa; Arthropoda; Malacostraca; Decapoda; Penaeidae
Source: RefSeq, a predicted model, not a curated record
AAACAGGAAUAACACGUUAUAACUUGUUUUUGUGCAUAAUAUUUUGAAUUUGAUUGUUUCGUGGAAUAUUUUUCCAAAACAGUCAUAAGUCUGUGAUAUUACAUUUCUUCUAAUUUCAAAUACAAAUAAAGAAGGCGAGGGAGAAAAGUUUUAUACAGAGAAGAUAAGACAGGAAGUGCCUGCUUGCUGACACCCCACUGGCAUUUAUUAUGAGCAACAACCCUAGCAGUAAUCAGAAGUCACAAGCCUUGGCACCUGGUAGUAUAUUAACCGUCAACACAACUCGCACUCGGGGAACAAAGUUCUUGCUGAACCAGAUGCUCCUUGAAAAUCAACAGAAGGAGCAGCACAAUAGCCAGGCCACGCCCCCAGGCUCAAGAAUAUCAACCCCAGUGUACGCUUGUAGUCCAGUAACACGAUUCAUCAAAAUAGUACCACCCAUUAAUCCCCCAGAGAAUUGUAACAUUGUCUUACCCAAAAAGAAGAAGAGGAAGAAAGCCAUCACACUCACCCAACACCUUGUCGAAAUUGAUCCUGUGCAGAACAGGGAAGACCUGGAGAAAGAUCCUGUGCCGAGCAAAGAAGCACCAGUGGAAGAGGUCAUAGAAAAGGAGAAUUCGGAAGAGCUCAACAACUCCAUUUUGUUACCCUUUGGCCGGAGAAAAAAGAGAAAGAGGAAACGCAAGAAGAAAGAUUGUGCACAAGAGUCACCCACAGGGGAUGAAGUCUAUGACGUCAACAUGGAUGAAUCCAGAGAUAUUAUAGCAGUAGACAUGGAGGUAGACAAAGGAGAGGAUGCUCCAGAGAAGCACACAGAGAACAUAAGAGUGCCUCUAUAUUACGAAUCCAAAGACACAAAAGGGAAAAACAAAAGUACAAAAAAUAUCCUUAAAAGGCAGGUCGAAAACAUACCAACUGACAAAUCACAUUCCUCCCAUAGUCCCAAGAAUAUUACACCUAGUCUCCCACAGCCUUCCACAACUAAGACUGUGCCUGUCACUCAGUUGGAGUCAAGUUUGAGCUCCCAGAAUUCCUCCGAAUUACAAUCCACUUCAUCCCAAAGCAGCAUAGUCUUAUCUUCAGACACCCCACCCCCUGAGGUCACAAAGGAAAACAGUGGCACCUCAGAGUUAACCGCUGGUACUCAAACACAAGCCAUUUUCCAGAACAAAGAAUAUCAAGGGCAUGGCUCUUCACAAAAGAGAGACACUGAUGUUCUCUCCCUUCCAAGUCCAGAGAUUUUGGUUUAUUGUUCUGGUAGUGAGUCAGAUACUCCUGAACAGAGGUCAUCAGUAAAAACACCUAAACAUAUUCCAGAAAGAAAAAGAACUAUCACGAGAAAGCAGAGCAAGGAAUCUCAGUCACCAAAACAAAGAAGAAAAGAAACUGCAAAUGAAGCAGUGCAGAACGUGAUAACUGUAAAUAUUGAUGAGUCCUCACCAGAGGAACAGCAUCAAAAAGAUUUAGCAUCACUAAAUGUUAAGUCAGUAGUACCAGUAGACGAAAAUACUCUUCCAAGAAAAGUAACUACCAGUCAGGCCAGAACCACAUCAGAUACAAACACACCCAAGAUGAAACCACAGUCAAGUGUGUGGAUACAGAAAGCAACCAGAGCAGACCUAUCCACUCCAUCACAAACGUCUCAGCCUUUUCCUGAGAUAUCUCCAUGCAGCGAAGCAGAAUACUCUCCUCUUCUGCCUGCAUCUCAGAACAGUGCCUUCCAGACACCAAGAAAUAGAGGAAAAUUAACCAAACUCAGCCUAAGUCAAAGGAAGAAGAUACUUAAUAAUGCUUUGUCACAGGAUAGUGGAAGCCCAGCUGUGGCAAAGGUCAAAAGGAAACUUGAUCAACCUACACCGCAUAAUGUCUCUGAAGGUUUCAUGCCAUCUUGCUCCCCAGAAUUAGAAAAUAGUGAGGUUGGCCAAUUUGUCGGAAGUAAAAAGUUGCGAGUCAGAUUCUGGGAAAAGGAUGAUGACGAUGAAGAAGUACGUGUGUUGAAGAUACAACAAUCUGAGCCUCCUGCAAAAGAUGUUGUGUUCUCUAUGUCUCUUCUGGGAACAGUCCCAGAAACCAGCCAUGAAAAGAGCCCUGUUGCGACAACUGCAGUUCCCAAGACUUUCCAGCCCAAACAUACCUCUACGCAGAUAGAAAAACAAAAGAAGAAGAGUGCUCAAGAAGUUCAUAAAGGGAAAGAGACAGUUAAAAUUAAAGAAACACAUCCUCCCAACAUCAUACCUGAAACAUCCGAGUCAAGCGUUUCUUCGUCAGAACAGGCAAAUUCAUCCUCAUCACUUGGAGAGGUGCCUAAAAUUAUUCCUGAUACAAAAAAGAGCAAGAAUGAAGAAAGCAGGAAUAUGAAGCUCAGGUCUGCUUCCAUAGAAAAAAGAGUUUGUUCCAAGACAUCGUCUGAGAAACAAGGAGAUAAGAAAGGCUCAGAGAGUGCAUGUCGUGAGGGAGAUACCCAGAGCAAGAAUUCAUCCGAAUCCUCCGAGCUCUCCAGAACCUCUGAGAAUCCAUCAACAGAUUCUUCAGCCAGCACAGAGAUGCUUCGUCCUGUUGGCAAGACGUGCUUGCAGAGUAUUGUUUAUGUUCUACAGACACACUUCGGAGGUUCACUGACGGAAAGCUUUAAUGUUCUACACCGUAAUAGCUUCAACCUCCUCACUUCAAUUAUGGAACUUCAGUCCUUGCAUCCCGAGGUGGAGGACGCCCUCUAUGGGGAUGAGGAAGAGGAAGAGGAAGAUUUGACCUGAGUAUGUGGAAUGGGGUAUUGAGUUAUACCGUUGUAAAAAGUGCAAUUAAAGGGAGGCUCCUAA